Cuscuta epithymum is the source of this 849-nucleotide messenger RNA. NCBI's taxonomy places the organism in Eukaryota, Viridiplantae, Streptophyta, Magnoliopsida, Solanales, Convolvulaceae. The record is from the annotation of a GenBank genome assembly.
GAAAACCUCCCUUCGUAAGUUGAAGCCUGCAUGUAGUAUAAUUGUCAUCUAAAGUGUGUGCUUUCCACAAUUCCACCCAUUUUAAUUUUUAAUCCAAUUCAUCAAAGCCUCGGUAGUACGGUUUGUAAUCUCAGUUUUCUCUCUAGGGUUUCGACUAUGUCGGUCGCUGGAGUCUUUUUCCGAUUUCGACUUUGUCGAAGAUGGGCUUUGUAUUCCCUUGGUCGCUGGUGCUCGGCUGGAGUCCAGGUCAAACGCGGAGGGCGGAGAUCGGUGGAGGAGGGCGGAUUUGCUGUCAUGGCUCGAGGAGAUCAGCGUUAUGAUCCAGGUUCGAGGAAGCGGCGUGGCUGUUGUCGUUGGAGAAGAUCGGUGACGCCUAUCCAUUUACUCUGGUCGCACGGAGCAGGGAUGCGUUUAGUUAUGCAGGGACGGAGGAUUGAUGCUUGGUCUUUGGCAGCCAAAGGUCAUGGAGGAUCAAUUAGCAUGGUACCAGUGGUACGACCUCUUCCUGACCAUCACCAUGGGAUGUACAAGAUGCUAGAUUUUGUGAAAGUUUUUCUUCUAGUUUUUAUCUGCUUGUGAUUUGUUUUUUUGUGUCCACUUUUGUUGUUGGUUUUUCAGUUUGUUUGAAUUUUUGUCUCUCUUUAUGUCAUGGGGUAUGGUUGGAUCUAUGAGAACAAAUUUGGUUGUGUCAAGCCCACUACAUGGUUAGCGAUUCGUGUUGCUCUCUCAAAGUCUCACCAUAGGGUUACAGUCGUAGUUGUUGGAGUUUCAGUUGGUGGCAGUUUUAUUUUCCUUUUGUUUGAUGUAAUGAUCCUGAAUAUUUUGAUAUGAAUAGAGGCCUGUUUUGAU